Cadophora gregata is the source of this 345-nucleotide messenger RNA. RefSeq lists its product as uncharacterized. Bases 1 to 345 code for a protein of 114 amino acids. Lineage: Eukaryota; Fungi; Ascomycota; Leotiomycetes; Helotiales; Ploettnerulaceae. The record is from RefSeq and is a predicted model, not a curated record. The transcript has a single exon.
AUGGAGCGUCAAGCUCCUCUUGAUGCAAUAAAGCCGAAAACCCCUACAUAUAGCUUCCAAACCUUGCGCAGAUGCCUCCAUGCCUCUUUUUCUGUUGACGAUGCGCAGCGCAAGUCCCCACAGUGGAGUACGAGACACCAGGACAUGAAUGAGGUGGUUGUGGGGUUACCUGUGUUCCAAUCCAAUAAUAUCUCCCCUGCCGCAGGUCCUUCGGGAGAGAAAGGCUUGUUUCUGCUUGGCUCUCUUGGCUCUCUUGGCUCUUGGCGGGGACUGGUGGCUGGACUGUCGUCCCUAGAAACCCUGUAUCCUGUGCUCCUAGUCUUCUCGUUGGAUCCAACCGCAUGA